AUAUUACUAAGUUUUUCAUUUUUCCAUCUUAAUUGCUUUAAUUUAUAAUUCUAUCUCACACAUGGCUCUCUCUCUUUUGUAUCCCCUUCUUCUUGCCACCUUUCUUUUCAUGCAAACUCUGGCAGAUACUUCAUUUGUUCAAUCUCGUGCAGCAUUUUACCCAAACUCUCAAGAAAAUGGCACAGAUGUUGGUGCAUGUGAAUUUGGUUCCUUUGGUGCUACGGUUAAUGGUGGCGACGUAUCAGCUGCAUCUAAUCUUUAUCGAAAUGGUGUUGGCUGUGGUGCCUGUUACCAAGUAAGAUGUAGCAAUAGUGCUUUAUGCUCAGACAACGGUGUGACUGUGGUUAUAACUGACUCAGGCUCAGGUCAUAACACUGAUUUCAUUCUUAGCCAACGAGCCUUUGGUAGAAUGGCUCUCAACACUGACGCUGCUGCAUCUCUAUUAGCUCUUGGCGUACUUGAUAUUCAAUAUAGACGUGUCUCAUGCAGCUACCCAAACAAAAACAUUACAGUUAAGAUACAUGAGAGCAGCAACAACCCUCACUAUUUGGCUUUUGUCAUAUGGUUUCAACAAGGAAGUAGAGACAUAACUGCUGUUCAGCUUUGUGAGACUCAAAACUUUGUGUGCAAGUUACUGGACCGGAGUCAUGGAGCAGUUUGGACCACUACAGCUCCACCAAGUGGACCUUUGACUUUGAGGAUGUUGUUUAGCCCUGAAGAAGAGGGAGAAGAAACAUGGGUGGUUCCUGUUAAUAACAUACCACAAGACUGGAAGGCUGGACAAACAUACGACUUAGGGGUACAAGUGGACCAAUAGAGAAGCACCAAAAAAUAAGUAUCAAUCUGAUGUUGCCUGUAAUAUAUGAAAUAAAAAAAAAAAUUAAGUUUAUUAUUUUAAGUUCAGUCGAUUUACCCUAUUUAAUUUCCCUUCAAUAAUUUUGUUUUUCUCUUAAGUUGUGAGGACCGACGAAAUUCUAUGAUCUUACUAGACAUGUAUGCAUGUCACCCAAAUCCCCAGUGUUUUUUUUUUUUUUUAGUGUAACUCCUUAUGUAUUUCAUAAUUAAAAAUAUCUCAAUUUUAUUCACAAGCAUGUUGAAAUAUCA
Glycine soja is the source of this 1104-nucleotide messenger RNA. Its product is annotated as expansin-like B1. The record is from RefSeq and is a predicted model, not a curated record. The transcript is spliced from 5 exons. Bases 62 to 817 code for a protein of 251 amino acids. NCBI's taxonomy places the organism in Eukaryota, Viridiplantae, Streptophyta, Magnoliopsida, Fabales, Fabaceae. Gene Ontology annotation, cellular component: extracellular region.